CCUUCCAGAAAGGCUCAGCAAAAGAAACACACAGCUCCCUCUGGGCCCAAGAGCCUGAUGCAUUGAAGGUGAAACACACUGAAGGGAUGCCCGAUGGAACUCUGGACACUGUGUGCGCAGAGGAAACAGGCAGUGAGGAGGACCUGUACGAAGAGCUUCACAACUCGGGGCACCACUACAGCCACCCUAGAGGAGGUGGAGAGCAGCUGGCCAUCAAUGAGCUCAUCAGUGAUGGCAGUGUGGUGUGUGCUGAAGCCCUGUGGGACCAUGUCACCAUGGACGACCAGGAACUGGGCUUCAAAGCUGGGGAUGUCAUCGAAGUGAUGGAUGCCACCAACAGAGAAUGGUGGUGGGGCCGAGUCGCAGAUGGCGAGGGGUGGUUCCCUGCCAGCUUUGUACGGCUGCGGGUGAACCAGGAUGAGCCCGCGGACAACUAUGAGGCCCCGCGGGCCGGGGCUGGAGAGGCCGAUGACAACGUUCCAGAGGCCCAGAGCUGCAAGGACCAGAUGCGUACCAAUGUCAUCAACGAGAUCCUCAGCACUGAGAGAGACUACAUCAAGCACCUUCGGGACAUCUGCGAGGGCUAUGUCCGCCAGUGCCGUAAGCGUGAGGAUAUGUUCAGUGAAGAGCAGUUGCGCACCAUCUUCGGGAAUAUCGAGGACAUCUACCGUUGCCAGAAGGCGUUUGUGAAGGCUUUGGAGCAGAAAUUCAACACAGAGAGGCCACACCUGAGCGAGCUGGGUGCCUGCUUUCUGGAACACCAAGCCGACUUCCAGAUCUAUUCUGAGUACUGCAACAACCACCCCAACGCCUGUGUGGAGCUCUCCCGGCUCACCAAGCUCAGCAAGUACGUGUACUUCUUCGAGGCCUGUCGGCUGCUGCAAAGAAUGAUUGACAUUUCCCUGGAUGGCUUUCUGCUGACCCCAGUGCAGAAGAUCUGCAAGUAUCCCCUCCAGUUGGCGGAGCUGCUCAAGUACACGCACCCCCAGCACAGGGACUUUAAGAACGUUGAAGCUGCCUUGCAUGCCAUGAAGAACGUGGCCCAGCUCAUCAAUGAACGGAAGCGGAGACUUGAAAAUAUCGACAAGAUUGCUCAGUGGCAGAGCUCCAUAGAGGACUGGGAGGGGGAAGAUCUCCUGGUCAGGAGCUCGGAACUCAUCUACUCGGGGGAGUUGACCCGUGUUACACAGCCUCAAGCCAAGAGUCAGCAGAGAAUGUUUUUUCUCUUUGACCGUCAGCUCAUCUACUGUAAAAAGGACCUGCUCCGCCGGGACGUGCUGUACUACAAGGGCCGCCUGGACAUGGAUGACCUGGAGGUGGUGGAUGUGGAAGAUGGGAAGGACCGUGACCUGCAUGUGAGCGUCAAGAAUGCCUUCCGUCUGUACUGUGGUGCCACGGGCGACAGCCACUUACUGUGUGCCAGGAAACCAGAACAGAAGCAGCGCUGGCUGAAGGCCUUUGCCAGGGAGAGGGAGCAGGUGCGGCUGGACCAGGAGACAGGCUUCUCCAUCACUGAGCUGCAGAGGAAGCAGGCCAUGCUGAACGCCAGCAAGCAGCAGGCCACAGGGAAGCCUAAAGCUGUUGGCAGGCCAGGGUACCUGACCCGCCACAAGCAUCCAUCCUUGCCUGCCAGCCGGCCCCAGCAGCAGGUGUUGGUGCUAGCAGAGCCCAGGCGGAAGCCAUCUAACUUCUGGCACAGCAUCAGCCGACUGGCACCCUUCCGAAAGUGAGCCAGCACCUACUGGACAACCUGACGGCACUCUGUGGACCCAGCCUUCCCUCAAGGCCUACUCCAUCAGGCCUCCUACCGGUUUCGGAAACUGGAAGUGAACAGGUACGGCAGCAGAGCUGUACGAAGUCUGGGCUCCGCCUCUGGCCUCUUCCCCACCGCUGACUAAGUGUUGCACGGGUACCAGCCUCUGCCUAUACUCUGGACCUGCACAGGGCCUCCACCAAUGGCAAGCCUGCAAGUCACAGCUCAGAACCACCGGCCAGGCUGUGCAAACAAGGCUCAUUUGCUCCGGACGUUCUUUGGAAAGCUUAUCCGCACUCCUGUUUUCGGUGGGCAGGAGACCAAAGUCCAUGGCCAUGAGCCACCUGCCAAAGCAGGUGUGUCGCCCUCUGCUAUUCCUCCUUUCAGGCCCCCAGCCCACUUGCAACUUCAGAGGUCAGGAACCAGGAAUUCUGCACUCCUAACUACCCAUAGCUGUCCUUAGGCCUCCUGGCUCCUCUAGACACUGCUGGCUGCCAGACACCCUCUUUGUGACAUGUGCAAUGAGAAAAAAAAACAAAAGCAAAAACGUACAGUCAACUGUGUGCCUGGUUCCAGGUUAGUGACAGUCCCCUAUGGCUGGGGUGGCUGCACACAUACCCAGUCCCUGUUCAUUACGAUUUUGUCAUGUUGUUUCUCUAACAAUGGAGAAUCGGGAGAAUUGUUAAUGACACAGAAAGAUUGCCUUACCCUAGUGAGUGUGAGAAGCCAUAAGGACUGAAUUCUGUGGCCUAGCAUGGACUGACUCCUCGUGGGGCACACAGCCAGGCCUGCAUGUAGUGCAGAGCCCAUAGGAUUCAGAAGCAUGGUCAGUUACUCUUGCACUGUACCUUCUUUAAUCCAGAAACCACAUUUAAUUUCAUAAAGAAACUUAAGAAAAGUAA
This is a messenger RNA of Peromyscus eremicus (cactus mouse), 2655 nucleotides long. It is a transcript of the gene Arhgef4, whose product is annotated as Rho guanine nucleotide exchange factor 4. Gene Ontology annotation, biological process: intracellular signal transduction. The transcript has 11 exons. Gene Ontology annotation, molecular function: protein binding; guanyl-nucleotide exchange factor activity. The record is from RefSeq and is a predicted model, not a curated record. NCBI's taxonomy places the organism in Eukaryota, Metazoa, Chordata, Mammalia, Rodentia, Cricetidae. The coding region runs from base 87 to 1730 and encodes 547 amino acids.